GAUCAUGUCUGGCAGAGGCAAGGGCGGGAAGGGGCUCGGCAAGGGGGGAGCCAAGCGCCACCGCAAGGUGCUGCGCGACAACAUCCAGGGCAUCACCAAGCCGGCCAUCCGCCGCCUGGCGCGGCGCGGCGGCGUCAAGCGCAUCUCGGGGCUCAUCUACGAGGAGACGCGCGGCGUGCUCAAGGUCUUCCUGGAGAACGUCAUCCGCGACGCCGUCACCUACACCGAGCACGCCAAGAGGAAGACGGUCACGGCCAUGGACGUGGUCUACGCGCUCAAGCGCCAGGGACGCACCCUCUACGGCUUCGGCGGCUGAAGUAAUCUGACGUUAGACUGCGCUUUUAAAACACCCCAAAGGCUCUUUUCAGAGCCACCCACGCUGUCAAUAGGAGAGCCCUUAUCACUGUUAUAAUAAUGUUCUCACUUGAAUUCGUGUACAGCUCUGUCUACUUUUAUGUCCAGGUCCGUUUUGUGCUCGGGGAAAAAGAGGGAGAAGUGAGUGGAAAACGACCGUCAGUGCACGUAGCACCCCAGGGAAACUAGAGAGGGGCAGGUCCCUGAACAAUCUGUUUAGGUUACCCCUCCCUCCCGAUGCUGAGGAUGAAACCUUUACUGGCGUUGUCCAACCCUGAACUCACCCCCUUCCCUGUCUUGGAUCCCUAAGAUCGUGAACCUCGCGAAAACUGCCUUUAGAAGAGCAGGGGACUCUAAAAAGAUGAAGCUUAGAACUUGAGUUUCCUCAAUUUCCA
This is a messenger RNA of Tympanuchus pallidicinctus (lesser prairie-chicken), 749 nucleotides long. Its product is annotated as histone H4. The transcript is spliced from 2 exons. NCBI's taxonomy places the organism in Eukaryota, Metazoa, Chordata, Aves, Galliformes, Phasianidae. Gene Ontology annotation, cellular component: nucleosome. Gene Ontology annotation, biological process: nucleosome assembly. The coding region runs from base 5 to 316 and encodes 103 amino acids. Gene Ontology annotation, molecular function: structural constituent of chromatin; protein heterodimerization activity; DNA binding. The record is from RefSeq and is a predicted model, not a curated record.